AACAAGACUAUAAGCGCCAAUCAUUGCCAGUUGAUUACUUCUUUUGUUGGCAGCUAAACGUCAAAUGAAGGUUUUGAUCUUUUUGUUGGCUCUUAUUGGUGCAUCAUAUGGCCAAGUUGAGCCAUAUGGAUCGAAUAUAUGCCGACUGUUUGCAGAUGGUGUUCGGCUACGUAAUCCUGGGAGUUGUGAUUCCUAUAUAACCUGUAACGAUGGCGUAGAGGAAAUAACCCAAUGUACUGGAAAAAACUCCUUCUACAACAAGGAUAGCAAAAAGUGUGUUAGCAAGGCCCCUGAUUCAUAUUGUAAGGAUCCGUGCAAUAAGAAAUCACCAUUUUGGGAAGCAGAUCCUAAAUCGUGUAAUGGAUAUUUCAAGUGUACCGAUCAUGGAGGUGUUCAGGAUUAUUGUCCAGAUGAUUUGGAUUUUGAUUUCAAAGAACAAGCUUGUGUCUACAAAUCGGAUUCAAAAUGCAAAGGCUUCAAUUACUGUGACAUAGUACCAAAUAACGAUGUGUCAUUUAAGAACGAGAAAAACUGUGAAAAGUAUUAUACAUGUGUCAAGAAUAAGUUGAAAGAAAGUUUCUGCAACAAGGGCUAUUAUGACGUUCAGAGAGGUUGCGUCAAAAAAUCCGAAGUUGAUUGUCCGGUACAUCCGAUUCCCAAUGGAAUUUGCGGUACAGCUAAGAGACCAGUUCGAGAUAAAUUUGUUGACGAUGAACGGACUUGCUCUGGUUAUUUGUAUUGUCAUGACCGUGGUGAUAAUGUUGUAGAUGAAAAACCAACUAUCGGUCGAUGUCCGGAGGGAAGAUUUUUUGACACCGUUGAACAGGGUUGCAUAACUGCAGAAAAUGUCAAAUGCGACGAGGAUCGAUGUGAUAAUAUGAAUAGUCCCAAAGUCAUCAGUUCCGAAUUAGGUUGUCAGCAUUAUUUGAUUUGUAAGGAUGGAGUUAUGGUUGCUGAAGAAAAAUGUCCGGAGGAUAUGUAUUUUGAUGUUGACACUUUAGAGUGCACAACAGAUGUCAAGUCUUAUCCAGCGUGUUCUCUUUAAGGAUGUAAUAUGAUGGCAAAAUAAAUUGAGAAAUGAAAUGUCA
Messenger RNA from Eupeodes corollae, 1088 nucleotides. Its product is annotated as peritrophin-44-like. NCBI's taxonomy places the organism in Eukaryota, Metazoa, Arthropoda, Insecta, Diptera, Syrphidae. The transcript has 2 exons. Gene Ontology annotation, molecular function: chitin binding. The record is from RefSeq and is a predicted model, not a curated record. Gene Ontology annotation, cellular component: extracellular region. The coding region runs from base 65 to 1045 and encodes 326 amino acids.